Chrysochloris asiatica (Cape golden mole) is the source of this 456-nucleotide messenger RNA. RefSeq names its product ribonuclease, RNase A family, 4 (gene RNASE4). NCBI's taxonomy places the organism in Eukaryota, Metazoa, Chordata, Mammalia, Afrosoricida, Chrysochloridae. Gene Ontology annotation, molecular function: nucleic acid binding; RNA nuclease activity. Bases 13 to 456 code for a protein of 147 amino acids. The record is from RefSeq and is a predicted model, not a curated record. The transcript has a single exon.
UCUGAGAUAGCGAUGACUCUACAGAGGACCCAUUCAUUGCUUCAGUUCCUGCUGCUGACCCUGCUGGGGCUGGGGCUGAUGCAGCCCUCCUAUGGCCAGAAUGUCAUGUAUCAACGGUUUUUGCUACAACAUGUGGAUCCUACGAGUACAGGGGGCAACGAUAUCUACUGCAAUACGAUGAUGCAAAGACGGAAGAUGACUACACAUCACUGUAAGCCCGUCAACACCUUCAUCCAUGAAAACAUCUGGAACAUCCACAGUAUCUGCAACACCGCCAAUAUCCAGUGCAAGAAUGGCAGCAUGAAUUGCCAUGGGGGUGUAGUGAAGGCCACAGACUGCAGGCAGACAGGAAGUUCCAGGGCUCCUAACUGCAGAUAUCGGGCCAGGACCAGCACUAGGUGGGUUGUCAUUGCCUGUGAUGAUAACUCGGGGUUACCUGUGCACUUUGAUAAGUAG